GACCACAACAACACCAGCUUCUACUGUCGUGCAUUUGGGACAUUUCAAGACAAAUAUAACAGCAGGAAACUGGCAUUUGCUGGGUAAUUUAAAUAAAAAAAAAAAGAAAAAGCGCUGUGGAAUCGGUUCUGAGUCGACUCCGCUGUGUGGAACCGAACGCUCUCCUGUGAACCGAGUCUGUUUUUAUCGUUAGACGUCAUUUCCUCCAGUCUUGAGCUAGACAAGAUGGCGGCUGUUGUGGAGAGAGUUGAGGGAGGCGGUGGGUCCGGAGAUUCCGACUCGGUUUCGCCCAGAUUACCGUCGCCGGAUCCGGACCAUCCGCACCAGAACAACCCGCUGCUGGGGCUUCCUAUCGUCGCCAUCGAGACCAUCCUCAACCUUCUGUCUUACGACGAGAUCAGCCUGCUGCGACUGGUGUGUAAGCGCAUGGACGUGAUCUGCCAGCGGAUGCUGAACCAGGGCUUCCUGAGGGUGGAGCGCUACCACAACCUCUGUCAGAAACAGGUGAAGGCUCAGCUGCCCAGGCGGGAGUCGGAGAGGAGGAACCACUCCCUGGCCCGGCACGCCGACAUCCUGGCGGCGGUGGAGACGCGCCUGUCCCUGCUCAACAUGACCUUCAUGAAGUACGUGGACUCCAACCUCUGCUGCUUCAUACCUGGCAAGGUGAUCGACGAGAUUUACCGCGUCCUGCGCUACGUGAACUCCACCCGGGCGCCCCAGCGGGCUCACGAGGUUCUCCAGGAGCUCCGGGACAUCUCCUCCAUGGCCAUGGAGUACUUCGACGAGAAGAUCGUCCCCAUCCUGAAGAAGAAGCUCCCGGGGGCCGAGCUGUCCGGGCGACUGAUCGGGUCUGCUCCGGUGGCCGGCCCGUCCGGCUCGCUCGGCACCAUGACGCUGCUGGCCAAGAACGCGCCGUCGCGCUCGGAGAUGACCAAGGUGCAGCAGCAGGUGAAGGUGAACGGCGCGUCCAUGGCGGCGCUGCGGCGCGAGAUGCAGGAGGUGCGGCUCAAACAGCUGGAGCAGCAGAAGCAGCUGCAGGACCAGGAGCAGAAGCUGCUGGAGCAGACGCAGGUCAUCGGCGAGCAGAACGCCCGCCUGGCCGAGCUGGAGCGCAAGCUGAGGGAGCUGAUGGACAGCGCCGUGGGGGCCGCCGGCACCGCCGCGUCCUCGUCCACCACGUCCCCCGCCGCCGCGUCGUCCGCCUCGCCCAAGCGCCGCCGCACCAGCCCCGAGAGGCCGCGCCACUCCAAGCGCCUCCGGAGCAGGAAGUAGGCGCGGUCCUCGCGGUCCUCGUGGACGUUACCCUGAGCGACGGGGGGUCUGUUUUUAUUUUGCGUCUUUUGAAGAAAAAAUGCUAGUGUGUCCCCGCGCGGCUACAGGGUGCCGUUCUCCCCCUCGCUUCUCAGGCGUAAUUAACCUCGGGACGCACCCUCCGCCACGCUUCACGGCCUUUCUUUUAUUUCACGUUGUGCUCUUGGUGUGAUCUUUGCAUGCUCCCGACUCCUAGGAGGAGAGUGUCGAACUCCGGUGGCUCGAGGGUCCCGAGAAGGGAGGCGCCAUACGGAUCUCCGUAGGAACCGAAUCGCGCCGGCGUUUUCGUUCACGAUGGAAUUCCACCCCGAUUUUUUGGAGUUCGUCGGUAAACGGGGCGCCCGCACCUCUAACGGACAUAUCCGGAGACGACUACACCAAACCCCCCCCCCACCCCCACGUUACCACGCCCGGGUCCGAUCCUAAAUCCGCAUCUAAAUCUAAACGCCGCGCGCGGGACGCUCCGAAUCGUCGUUAGCUUCGUAAAUACCCGCGUCUGUACAACAAUAAUUAAUUAACAAUAAAUAAACCCAUGAAAUGAGAAGCUUGUACUGUAAACAUGAUUGUUUUCGUCUGUAAUGAGGUAAAAUUCUUGUAUCUUGGUUUCUUGCACAUAUUCCUGGUUUCAGUGUACAAAUAAAAAUGCUAAUAAAUCAUGUCCAGGCU
Molecule: messenger RNA, 1977 nt
Organism: Trichomycterus rosablanca
Lineage: Eukaryota; Metazoa; Chordata; Actinopteri; Siluriformes; Trichomycteridae
Gene: fbxo28
Product: F-box protein 28
Exons: 6
Coding region: 226-1272 (348 amino acids)
Biological process (GO): protein polyubiquitination
Molecular function (GO): protein binding
Source: RefSeq, a predicted model, not a curated record